Molecule: messenger RNA, 1354 nt
Organism: Pangasianodon hypophthalmus (striped catfish)
Lineage: Eukaryota; Metazoa; Chordata; Actinopteri; Siluriformes; Pangasiidae
Product: interferon-induced protein 44
Exons: 9
Coding region: 137-1072 (311 amino acids)
Source: RefSeq, a predicted model, not a curated record
GAGGAUGAGUGGUGCAGGAGGAGGAGUCACCAAGAGCUGAUGCUAUAAAACUGCAAACUGAAAGAUGUGCUACUAGUGGAGCUGCGCAACCAUAAACUUCGACCCAGUGAGAAGCUGAUUCAUUGAAUUGAAUAAAAUGGGAGAGUCUGAGUCCAAACCUUCUCCACCACCACCAUGUACACCUUCUGCACCACCUCCACGUACACCUUUUCCACCAACUCCAUCAUCUCCAGAAUUUAAUAAUCCAUGGAGGUCAAUGCCUUGGGGGAAAAAAGACACUUUAGAAGAGAAACUGAGGAACUUUAAGCUCAGCUCUCCUCAUGUUAAGUAUGUCAGGAUUCUGAUCGUUGGUGAAGUUGGAGCAGGAAAAUCCAGUUUUAUAAAUUCAGUCAAUAAUGCUUUCCAAAAGCGAAUCACCUGUGGGGCUCUUGUUGAUGCAACAUCUGGAACCAGUUUCACAAAAGUUUACAAAACUCAUUAUAUCAAGGGGAAGGACGGCUCCCGUUUGCCUUUUGUCUUCAAUGAUAUCAUGGGACUUGAACCUGAAAAAGAACACGGAGCACAUGUACAGGACAUUGUCUCAGCCAUAAAGGGGUCUCUUGAGGAAGGACACAAAUUUAAUCCAGUUAAUCCUGUGUCCGAGAAUGACUCCAACUACAAAAGCAAUCCCACAGUUUCUGAUCAAACCUUCUGCCUGGUCAACGUUCUAGCAGCAGACAAAGUGUCACUCAUGAACAAAACGGUUAUUCAAAAGCUGAAAGAGAUCCGUGAGAACGCUUCAAAGUAUAAUUUGCCUCAAGUAAUUGUCAUGACCAAAGUGGAUGAGCUCUGCCCACUGGUUAAAAAAGACAUAAAAAAGGUCUACACCAGCAAGAAGGUCAAACAAAAGAUGCAAGAGUGUAGUAAUUUGUUGGGUGUUCCAAUGAGCUACAUCUUCCCUGUGAAGAACUACCACGAGGAGGUGGACACAGACGAUGACAUGGAUGUUCUGAUCCUCAAGGCACUUGAUCAGUUUGUGAAUAUUGCCAAUGAUGCUCUGACAGAACAAACCUCUGGUGACAAAUCAGAGUGAAGAGUUUUUUCACUCCAAAGAUCACAGCAUCCUGGACAGGAUGAACAGGCCAGCAACUACAGGAACAUUAAGAAACAUUGUGUCAUAGAAAACCUGUAAUGUAGAUAUUAUUAUUAAAGUAAAGCUCAUUUCUUCUACUUUCAUCAUAACUGGUUUGUGUUUCUGAUUACUGCCAUUGUCACUGAGGUAUGCUUACUUUGGACUUAUAAGUAACUUUUUUAUAUACCAUUAGUUGAAUGAAUACAUAAAUCAAUUCAAACAAAUAAAUAAAUAAAUGAAUUU